AUAUGACCCCAGUCUUUCACCAGUGUUGAAAAGUGAAGAAGUCGCAUUAACACUGCGGGAACAGCAGGUCACUCAGUAAUAAGUUUGAUGUAAGUGCUUUUGGUUACUGAUGUCUCGAGAGCAGCUGGUGGUUCAGCAGGCCAGGAAGGCUUUUCAAACUGGGAGAUCUAAACCGCUGGAUUUCAGAAUACAGCAGCUGAAAAACCUACAGCGUUUCAUUACGGAAAAACAAAAUGACAUCACUGAUGCUCUCAACAAGGACCUGUGCAAGAGCAAGAAUGGGACGCUGCUGUACGAGAUACUCGGCCUUGAAGGAGAGAUCAAUCUGGCCCUAAGCAAACUGGCAGAGUGGGCAGCCCCUCGUCCUGUAGCUAAAACUCUUGUCACCAUCACAAAUGAGGUUUACAUCUGGCCAGAGCCUCUCGGCGUGGUGCUUAUUAUCGGAGCUUGGAAUUAUCCAAUAGCUGUAACACUACAGCCACUUGUAGGAGCCAUCGCUGCUGGUAAUGCAGUAGUUGUGAAGCCAUCAGAGGUCAGCUGUCACACUGCCAAGGUCAUGGAGCUCCUGCACAUGUACUUGGACCCGGAGAUGUACCAGGUGGUGACUGGAGGAGUUUCUGAAACGCAGGAGUUGCUGAAGCAGCACUUCGAUCACAUCUUCUACACAGGAAGUAGCACAGUGGGGAAACUUGUUAUGGAAGCAGCUGCACGCCACCUCACACCAGUUACUCUGGAGCUGGGGGGGAAAAGUCCCUGCUAUAUUGAUAAAGGCUGUGACCUCAAAAUAGCUUGCCGUCGUAUCACAUGGGGAAAGUAUGUUAACUGUGGUCAGACCUGCAUAGCCCCUGAUUACAUCCUGUGUGAACCUAGCAUCCAAGACAAAGUAGUGGAGGAGAUUAGAAAAUGCAUUCAGGAAUUUUAUACAAAUGAUCCUAAGACCUUCAUAGACUAUGGACGCAUCGUCAAUCAGCGGCAUUUCAAGAGGAUAAUAACGCUUAUGGAGGGCAGCACAGUGGCUAUAGGGGGAGGACAUGAUGAAUCCCAGUGCUACAUUGCUCCCACUGUCCUAAAAGAUGUCACACCAGAAUCCAAGGUGAUGCAGGAGGAGAUCUUUGGGCCUGUACUGCCCAUCGUCCCAAUAAAUGGACUGAGCGAUGCUAUCCAGUUCAUUAAUGAAAGAGAGAAGCCUUUGGCAAUAUACGUUUUCUCUUCUAGUAAGAAGGUAAUAAAGAAGAUAAUGUUGGAAACGUCCAGUGGAGCGCUGAUAGCCAACGACUGCCUUGUUCACUUCAGCAUCAGUGAUUUGCCUUUUGGUGGUGUUGGUAACAGUGGGACUGGCUGCUACCAUGGCAAAUACACUUUUGAUCAGUUGAGUCACUUGCGCAGCUGCCUCAUUAAAAAUCUGAACAUGGAAAGGUUCAACCUGAUCCGCUACCCACCUCACACGGCAGAGAAACUAUACUGGGCCCGAAUCCUCCUCAAACAGGUGAACAUCAAACGAUGGAGACAGCUGGUGCAAGUUGCUGUGUUUGCAGCACUGGCAGGUUUUGUGGUACAGGUAUGCUUCACCUUCCUUCCCUACUCCCUGUGUGCUUCUUCAUAUUUCCUAGUUGGGCUAGGCAAAGAAAUCAUGCUCUACUGUAUACAGCUGAACUUGUAUACUCACUGUCUACUUUAAUAGGAACACCUGUACACUUGCUCAUAACUAGCUCAUAUCAGUCAUGUGGCUGAGGCACAAUGCUCGAAAGUCAAAAGGUGAAGAGCUUCAGUUAAUGUUCACAUCAAACAUUAGAAUAAAGAAAAAGUGUGACCUAUGUGACUAACUGUUGUAUAGUUGUUGGUGCCAGAUAAGUAUUCCAGAAACUGUUGUUCUCCUGGGAUUUUCACACAAAGCAGUUUCUAAAGUUUACAAAGAAGGUGUGAAACACAAAAAAACCAUGUAUGUCUUGGUCUGCAAGAAACACCUAUGGUCUGCAAGAAACACCUAUGUUGAUGGAAGAUUAUAGUAACUCAAAUAAGCAUUAUUUACAAUCUCAGGAAAGCAUCCCAGAACACAAAACACAUCAAACCUUGAGGUGGAUGAGCUACAACAAGAGAAGACCACAUCACAGUCCACUCCUGUGAGCCAAGAACAAGGAAGUUACCUUAUCCUUCCUGGUAGCUCAAACCAAUCUGGCUAUUGUCUUCUGACUUUUCUUUUAAAAACAGCGUUUCUGCAUGCAGAACUGUCGCUUACUCAAUAUUUUUUGUUUUCCGCACCAUUUUGUCUAAACUUUCGCGUGUGAAGAAAUAGACAAAACUUAUUUAUGAAUUUAUGAAUAGGGCUACUACUAUUCCACAUUUUUUCAUUUGUAAAAAAUGUAAUCUCUGUGUAAUGAUUAGUGGCUUUAUAGUUUCUGGUCAUAAUACUUUGUAAUAAUCACUUUGAGGUAUGUAUGAAUCAUGAAGUCUGCUUCAUAAAUUGCCUGCAUUGUAAUUUGGCAUAAGAUUUAGGGGUAACAAGGCUUAUUUCAAGCAUCAUUCCUCUGCCUACACUCCAGGGUUUGGAACGUUACUGUGCCAGGAGUUUAAAACAGAACAAAAGACAUACCCAUUUUCAUGAAACAGAAAUCUUCUUCAAUGAAAUCUUUUACUGCGUGAGUGGCCACAUGGGAAAAUUCUCCACAAUGAGUCUCUGUCCAUUCGAAAGAGAUUGACUCUGAACUGACUAAACCCCCCUUCCUCAACUAAACAGACAGAAGAGAAUGAAGAAUAGUCAAAUUACUGUCUAGGCAUGACUAGUUUUCUCUUAUCUGGCCAGAAGACACUGAUGCUGUAAUUACCUUGAUGGGGGUAGGACGAGAAGCUCAGCCAAACCAGGCUUUCUGUAUAAACUUACAAAAAACUACAGCUGGUUGUACACUGUUUUAUAUAGUUUCUUGUCAAUUCUGGGUUGUGUACUGCCUGAACUAAUUUUAUUGUGUCCUUUGCAGAGGUUCUUGCGUAAAGGUGGCUGAAAAGGAUCACCAACAGUCCCGUCCAGCCUUCUCUGGAAACUUCACCUCUUUACUAAUAAUGAGCAAGACUGUAAUAAAGCUCUAAUUUGUAAAUUGUGAUAGACAACUGAAAACUUGCAGACAAAUGUUCCAGCAAGGUAGAUACAUAUUCAGAUUAUGGGAAUUAUUUUACUGAAUGCAAAUAAACUAAAACAUUAAAUA
Molecule: messenger RNA, 3197 nt
Organism: Hemibagrus wyckioides
Lineage: Eukaryota; Metazoa; Chordata; Actinopteri; Siluriformes; Bagridae
Gene: aldh3a2a
Product: aldehyde dehydrogenase 3 family, member A2a
Exons: 10
Coding region: 110-1678 (522 amino acids)
Biological process (GO): aldehyde metabolic process
Cellular component (GO): cytoplasm
Molecular function (GO): aldehyde dehydrogenase (NAD+) activity
Source: RefSeq, a predicted model, not a curated record